Molecule: messenger RNA, 2112 nt
Organism: Ziziphus jujuba (common jujube)
Lineage: Eukaryota; Viridiplantae; Streptophyta; Magnoliopsida; Rosales; Rhamnaceae
Exons: 5
Coding region: 60-1841 (593 amino acids)
Source: RefSeq, a predicted model, not a curated record
CAAAAUCUGAAAACAACCCCUUUGCUUUGCUCCUCCAUAAAAGUUCAUUCAGCUUCACCAUGCCCAAAGAAAAAAGGCUUUCCUCCAAAUACAAAAAGCCCAAAAAUCAAGAUCCUGAAUUCGCCCAAAAGAUUCAAAUAACAGCUUUACCAACUCACAAAAACAUUCUUUCUCUGCUAAACUCCUUCAGCAAUUCAAACCCAGAAGCGAAGAAUUCAAAGAUGGUAUAUUCCUACACACCCGCAUACUACUCCACACUCCACGACUCCAUCACCUCUCUGUGCAAGACCAUCCUCCCUUUCAGCUUCAAGAAGCGGAGAUUGCCGGCAGCCGAUCACAAGCUUUCGAAGCUGCAGUCGGAGAAUCUCAAAUGGCAGCAAGAUUCUUUCCACCAGAUGCUGAACUUGAUUGGUCUUCACAGAGAAGGGAUUCUGGCUGAAACCGAGGUUGCGGCUUUUAGAUCUCAUUUGCUUGAGACCCUUAUAGUUUCGCGGCCCGAACAAGAGCAACCGGUUAUACUGAGAGAUAAAUUACUGUUCUUGCAGGAACUCUUGUAUGCAAAAUGCAUUUCUGCAGACGAAUACCACUCUUCAAAGAGGCCAUUGCUUCAACAAUUGGCAGUUCAAGGAGUUGAAAUUGAGGCAAGAGAUGUAAUUGUUGGAGCGUUGCCGCCGAAAGAUCCGAGAGAGAACGGAGAAGAGGAAUGGUCUGUAAUCGACUUAAAGGAUGAACAAUGCUUGCUGAGCAAAGAGAACUCGAAUUCAAAGAACAAAUCGAAGCAAAGCUCGGCAAUGAAGCAGAUCAAAGGAGCCGCCUCGGUUUUCGGCUUUGCGUCACCAUACAAGCCUGGGAAAAUCAGAGAAGAAAGGAGCAUCUUCGACAUGGAAGAAACGGCUUUCCCUUCCUCUACCUCCUCUAAGCAUGAGUUUGGAAAUUUCGGAGAAAACCCACUUCGGAAUAGCCAUUCGAGGGGUAAAGAAAGUGAAACCCGAUCUAUCCUCAUGCCGGAGAGCUUGCCACAGGAGCCACUGAAGGAUUCUAGUGGGACAAAAAAGGCAAAGGGCAAACCAUUUAGGACUCUGUUUCAGAGAGGACAGAGAGAGGGACGUGGAGAUGGUGGUGGUGGUGGUCAUGGUAAUAAUUGUGAGGAAACAGCUAUGAAAUCUGCAAGAAAGCAAUGGGGUUUUGAUGGAUUCAUGAAAUGGAAUAAAGAAGAUUCAGAGGAUGAGACAGCUCCAUUGCCUCUUAAUGAAAGAUCAGACAGCGAGGCCUACUCUAGGCCCUCCCAUCUUGUGGUCAGCCCCUUAGGCGAAGGUCCUGACACAAAGCGAAUAAAAAGGAAGCUGCACAAGGAUGGUUCUCCAUCUGAUUUCUUCAUUGAUAAGGUUUUAGGGGACAAGAUAAAGAAAGAGCUAUCACGAAUUCAGACAGAGCUCUGCACCACAAAUCCCAAUCUUAAAUUUUCGAAUGAUCAACUUGAAGCAAUUUCGACCAAGCUUCCAGUCGACAGGGCUGAGCUGAAGAAUUUCUUUCCCAAGUCAUGGUGCGAUCGAUACGGUGAUGUUGUUUUGGAUGUGGUGAAAAAAGAAUUCAAGGACCAUGUUGGAGAGAUGGAGAAUUUGAGAAAUGCAGCAAGAGAGAAGCAAAGCAGCAACUCAAUGAGAUGGACAACCUUCAAUGACGACGAUGAGAACUGUCAUCCGAAUCUCUUUGCUACUAAUCAGGACUACUCUUCAUUCCCUAAAAGUAACGCUACCCUGUAUGAUGGGAACAGGCUGAGAUAUGAACAAGACCAGAAUCCUUUCUGGUCACCAGGGCAUGGCUCAUCUAUUUUGGGUUAGAGAAAAAGAACAAGCACAAGACUCUUGUAUUGUUUCUUCUUUUGCUGUCUUGAAGAGUAGUAUUGCUCUUUCAACUUAUUACUGUAAUAACUUUAGCUAUGCAAAAUGUGCCUCCUAUGAAGCAGAACAAUGGAAUAAGAAAAAGCAGAGCUCUGUUCUGCACGCAUUUAAUUCAAACUUCUUUUUUUUUUUUUUUUUCAUCCUAUUUUUUACCUGUAAAUUUAAGUUCCUCUGUAUAAAAAGAGCUCGCUUGGUCUUAGUUUGGCCUUUA